Messenger RNA from Acanthosepion pharaonis, 705 nucleotides. The record is from the annotation of a GenBank genome assembly. Lineage: Eukaryota; Metazoa; Mollusca; Cephalopoda; Sepiida; Sepiidae.
AUGUUCUCAACUCUUUCUUUCUUUCUCAUUUCAUCUGACAUUUUUCUUUCUCAUUUCCACACCUUUUUCUUUCAUUUUUUCAUUUCCUCCCCUUCUUUUUCUUUUUUAUUUCUCCCUUUUUUCAUUUCCUCCCUUUCUUUUUCUUUUUCAUAUCCAUCGUUUUUUUCAUUCUUUUUCAAUUACCCACCCUUUUUCUUUUUCAUUUCCUCUCUUUUUCUUUUCCUCCCCUUUUUCAUUCUUUUUCAAUUACCUACCCUUUUUCUUUUUCUUUUCCUCCCCUUUUUCAAUUUCCUCCCCUUUUUCCUUCUUUUUCAAUUUUCUCCCCUUUUUCUUUUUUUCAUUUCUUCCCCGUUUUUCUUUCUUUUUCAAUUUCUUCCCCGUUUUUCUUUCAUUUUCAUUUCCUCCCCUUUUUUCAGCUUCUGGUCUUUUUCUUUUUUCUCUUUCUUUCUUUACAUUUUUUCAACCUUUUACUCUUUCUCUCUUUUCUUUUACCAUAUUUUUUUGACAUUUUCCCUUCUUUCUUUUUUAUUCAUUCUCAUUUCACAUUUUUUUUUAGUUUCUUUCCUUUUUUUUCUUUUAAACCCAUCUUAUUCAUUUUAUUCUUUUUCUUUAUUAAUUUUAUGCAUGUCAAUUCAAUUCAUGUAUAAUCCUCUCCCUGUUCUGGCUGUCAAGGCAUACAAAUAUGUGAGAGAAAUUAUAUUUUAG